AUGGCAUCUCCACGCAGGAUGGACCCGGAGCUGCCGGAGUACAGAAACUAUGUGGUUUCUCGGCCUGUCUACAACGAACCCUCCUUCCUGGAGCAGCACGAGCGGCAGCUGCGUGAGCGCCAGACAGUCCGCGAGAAGCUGGUCAAAUGCUGCAGUUGUUCCAGAAGGAGGGCCAUUCGGAUGCUGAAGUCUCUUUUACCCAUCUUGGAGUGGCUACCCAAAUACCGAGUAAAAGAAUGGCUACUUAGUGACACAAUUUCUGGUGUUAGCACCGGGCUUGUAGCCACUUUACAAGGUAUGGCAUAUGCACUCCUGGCUGCAGUUCCUGUUGGAUAUGGCCUUUACUCUGCUUUCUUUCCGAUUUUGACAUAUUUUAUCUUUGGAACAUCAAGACACAUCUCAGUUGGACCCUUUCCUGUGGUCAGUUUGAUGGUGGGAUCUGUUGUUCUAAGCAUGGCCCCUGAUGAACAGUUUAUCUUGCCUAGCACCAAUGAUACAGUCGACAACAUUACCAGAAUAGACUCUGGUGCCAGAGAUGCAGAGAGAGUGUUAAUUGCCAGCACCCUCACUGUUUUAGUAGGCAUUAUACAGUUGGUAUUAGGAGGUUUGCAGAUUGGAUUCAUCGUUAGAUAUCUCGCAGACCCAUUAGUCGGAGGAUUCACAACAGCUGCUGCCUUUCAAGUAUUUGUCUCACAGCUGAAAAUUGUCCUCAAUGUUUCCACCAAAAAUUAUAAUGGUGUCCUCUCAAUAAUAUAUACUCUGGUUGAGAUAUUUGAGAAAAUUGGUACUACAAACAUUGCAGAUUUCGUUGCUGGACUGCUUACCAUUAUUAUCUGCUUAGCUGUUAAGGAAAUAAAUGAUAGAUUCAAACACAAAAUUCCUAUUCCUAUUCCUAUAGAAGUGAUUGUGACAAUUAUAGCUACAGCCAUUUCAUAUGGAGUCGACCUAGAAAAAAAGUACAAUGCUGGUAUUGUUAAAUCCAUUCCAAGGGGGUUUUUGCCCCCUGCUCUUCCAUCAGUAAACUUGUUUUCUCAGAUGGUUGCUGCUUCAUUUUCCAUUGCUGUGGUGGCCUAUGCAAUUGCUGUGUCUGUAGGGAAAGUCUAUGCUACCAAGUAUGAUUACGCCAUUGAUGGGAACCAGGAAUUUAUUGCCUUUGGGAUCAGCAAUAUCUUUUCUGGAUUCUUCUCCUGUUUUGUGGCUACCACUGCUCUGUCACGCACUGCUGUUCAAGAAAGCACCGGGGGAAAAACACAGGUUGCUGGCAUUAUCUCAGCCCUGAUUGUAAUGAUUGCAAUUGUGGCUUUGGGGAAGCUGCUAGAACCCUUGCAAAAGUCUGUCUUGGCUGCUGUUGUCAUUGCCAACCUGAAAGGAAUGUUUAUGCAAGUGCGUGAUGUUCCUCGUCUGUGGAGACAGAAUAAGAUUGAUGCUGUCAUCUGGGUGUUUACAUGCAUAGCAUCCAUCAUUCUGGGUCUUGACCUGGGAUUGCUUGCUGGCCUUCUGUUUGGAUUACUGACUGUGGUCCUGAGAGUUCAGUUUCCCUCAUGGAAUAACCUUGGAAAUGUCCCUGGCACAGACCUCUACAAAAGCACCAAGGAUUACAAGAAUGUCGAUGAACCCGAAGGAGUGAAGAUUGUUAGCUUUUAUAGUCCUAUUUUUUAUGGCAAUAUCGAUGGCUUUAAAAAAUGUCUCAAGUCCACAGUUGGGUUUGAUGCAGUUCGAGUUUACAAUAAGAGGCUAAAAGCACUGAGGAAGAUACAGAAACUCAUUAAAAAGGGACAGCUACGAGCAACAAAGAAUGGCGUUGUCAGUGAUGCCUGUGCCACUAAUCAAGGUUUUGAGCCUGAUGAAGAUCCUGAAGAUCCUGAAGACCUGAAUAUCCCAACUAAGGAAAUAGAGAUCCGAGUAGACUGGAAUUCAGAACUUCCUGUCAAAGUGAAUGUUCCCAAAGUCCCCAUUCACAGCCUGAUCCUCGAUUUUGGAGCAGUAUCAUUCCUGGAUAUUGUUGCAGUGAGAUCACUACGAAUGAUUGUAAAAGAAUUCCAUAGAAUUGAUGUGAAUGUGUACUUUGCUUCACUUAAAGACCAUGUGAUAGCAAAACUGGAGCAAUGUGGCUUCUAUGAAGAUAAUAUUGUAAUGGACAUGUUCUUCCUGACUGUUCAUGAUGCUGUGUUAUACAUACAGAGUCAAGUUAAAACCCAAACUAUUCAAGACCCUAUCUUGGAAAAGAUUAAUCUGAUACAAGAAUAUAAAGAUCCUCUUGAAUUAACGGACAGAGAGAUGAAUGAAGAUGGUCUUGAUGUCCAGGAUGAGGCAAUGCGUAGACUCGCUUCCUGA
Vombatus ursinus (common wombat) is the source of this 2334-nucleotide messenger RNA. It is a transcript of the gene SLC26A4, whose product is annotated as solute carrier family 26 member 4. Gene Ontology annotation, biological process: transmembrane transport. The record is from RefSeq and is a predicted model, not a curated record. Gene Ontology annotation, molecular function: bicarbonate transmembrane transporter activity; secondary active sulfate transmembrane transporter activity; oxalate transmembrane transporter activity. Gene Ontology annotation, cellular component: membrane. The transcript has 20 exons. Lineage: Eukaryota; Metazoa; Chordata; Mammalia; Diprotodontia; Vombatidae. Bases 1 to 2334 code for a protein of 777 amino acids.